UGUAGUUGAGCAGUGAGGGAACAGAUGUGAGAGGAUAACUACUCGUCUUGUUUGUAUUGUAUGUUUUGUCUAUUUAACAAGCAGUAUUUAAAGGGGAAAAGAUAAUUAUGUCGUUCUUUCGACAAAUGUGUAUUAUUUCAAGAAGAUUUCACGGAAUCAAGGGUUGCAAAGUGUUGAAGCUCCACAGCAGAUGUUUCUCUACACCAUUGGACUCUUUCAAGUUUGCAGACCUUGAAAUUAUUAAAGCCAAACCUUCGGAGAUGAGUACCAAGCCUGAUAGUAAUCACCUAAUCUUUGGAAGACACUUUAGUGACCACAUGCUGGAGGUAGAAUGGACAGCUGCAGGAGGUUGGAGAGUUCCUCGAAUCUGUCCCGUUCAUAACCUGUCUCUACACCCUGGUGCAAAGGUCUUGCACUAUGCUCAAGAGCUGUUUGAAGGCAUGAAAGCUUUCAGAGGGGAGGACAACAAGAUUAGGUUAUUCCGACCAGAUCUUAAUAUGAAAAGAAUGAGAACUUCGGCAGAGAGAUGCAGUUUUCCAGAUUUUGAUGGUAAAGAACUUAUUAAAUGUAUAAGAAAACUGAUUAGUUUGGACCAGGAAUGGGUGCCUUAUAGUUCUUCUUCUUCACUCUAUAUACGUCCUACAUUUAUUGGUAUAGAGCCUUCUCUUGGCGUAGCUGCAGCAAACAGAGCUCUUCUCUUUGUUAUAACAGGCCCAGUUGGUCCAUAUUUUGCUACAGGAGUGAAGCCUGUCUCCUUGCUGGCAGACCCUAAAUUUGUACGUGCAUGGCCUGGAGGGGUUGGAGACAAGAAGAUGGGAUCAAAUUAUGGCCCAACAAUUUACAUCCAGAAACAUGCAGAAAAAAUGAAUUUACAGCAAGUGUUGUGGAUAUUUGGAGAAGAUCAUCAGUUAACAGAAGUGGGAACAAUGAACAUAUUUGUACUGUUAAUAAAUGAAAAAGGAGAGAAAGAGUUAGUAACACCCCCUCUGAAUGGAUUAAUUCUUCCUGGUGUGACCAGACAGAGCUUGUUAGAUCUAGCCAAAACAUGGAAUGAGUUGAAGGUGUCGGAAAGAGUGAUAACCAUGAAAGAAGUACUAGAUGCUCUAAAGGAAAAUCGGCUACUAGAGAUUUUUGGAAGUGGCACAGCAUGUAUAGUGUGCCCUGUGAACCGUAUACAUUACAUGGGACAUGAUUAUCACAUCCCUACCAUGGAACAUGUUCAACCAUUGAACCUGAGAUUUCUCAAAACACUAACUGAUAUUCAGUAUGGUAGGAUACCACAUAAAUGGGCAGAGGAGAUUGAAGAUGUACCUGGGAUUCAUUUGGAGUCUGUGGAAGAAAGGGUUUAGUUAUGUCUCUCUCUCUCUCUCUCUUCGUGCUGUGAUACCUGUAUAGAAAAGAAUAGCUAGUUUUUAGCUACAAGUUCUUUUAAACUUGCAUUUUAAAUUUCCUUAGAGUAUUCCUUGAAUAUUUACUAGAGUAUGACUGGCCCUUUUUGCCACUAUUGUUAAGUAAAUUUUCAAGGUUCUCUUGGUUAAUGAUCCAACCAGACAGCCAGUGGGGAACAUGUACACAGAAAGCCAGUGACAUGCUGUGGAACUCUUGUGUAAAUUAUUAAUGAGCACAUCUUUUAAUCUUCCAAUUUUUCUUUUCAAAUCCUUUAAGUGGAAUCUAAUAGUGGAAUUAUCUAAACUUUAGAAUGAAUUCUAAAAUCAGUUGUUGCUUUGCAAUUGUUUCAGACAGAGAAAGCACUUUAUUUACAUUUAACUUCUAGUUGAUUGUUUUGUUAGUCUUUUAAAAAUCCAGUUUUUUGCAUUUUGUCUAUUGUAAUCCACCCUUAGAAGGUGUAAAACUAACAUAUACCUCAUCACAGUAACUAUACAUGUAAAGGAACAUUGUUCUUACAUGAAUACUGAUAAAGUUCAAUUUUUAUCAAUUAUUUAGAAAAACAAAAUUGGCAAGCCUCCUUUCAAAUUAUUGGAUGCACUGCAACACUAUUUGAUACAAAAUGUGUAUUUACUGAAGUAUUCUAUUCGGUGUCUCUUAAUUAAAAUCUAGUAAAUUUUACGUGAAAUAAAACUGAUUUAGUUGUGUAGGAUAAAAAAAAUGUAUUUGUUAUUUUUUGUAAAAUGAGUGAUAGUUUGAUGUGAUAGGUACUAAUUUUAUUAUUUUCUGUUAAUCAGCUUUUGUGUUCAGUUAUUAAACAAAUAAUUUAGUGGUUGUGAUACAUAAUCUAUUAAAAUACAUAUCAUUUUGUAAUUAUUUAAUGUGUUUACAGUAGUAAUUGUAUAGCAUAAAUAUUUUGUGGUAAGAUGUCUUUGAUUAAACUGCUUUGUUAUGCUUGACCUAAUGAGCAUCUUCCAUUUCUAUCAACAAAGCUUCCUUUCAAAACCACUUUAAAGAUUUUCAUUUUUUAAAAAGACAGACUUAAAUAAAACAUUUUUUCAAACAAGAACAAGAGUACAAACCAUAUUUAAGGGAACCACAGGAGUUAUUUUAAAUUACAAAUAUACAAGACUUAAUUAAACAGAUACCAGACUUAGAAGUAUACUGCACUUAACCUAGGUUAGACUUGCAAGUUAAUGUUAUAUGAGAAUUGGUUAUAGAAGAAUAUGCAAGUCACUAAUAAAUAUUUCCUGAAUUGAAUAGUCAGUAACAGUAUAAAGAUAUUUCCCAAAUAAUAUGAUUUCGCCUUUGAAUAAAAUAUAUUAAAUUAGAUAACAAGAGUGUUCAAAGUUGUGAGAACAUAUAACUAACCUGAAAGCACCAUUAGCUGUUUCCAGAAUUUGUAUAAACAAAAAGCAACUAUAUAGUUGGUAGUUUUAUACCUUAGCAUUUUAUUUAAAUAGGAUUUGAAAAACAUCAAAACUCAACGUUCAUAGCUAUGAAAAUUUCUAAAAAGUAUGCAUAAAUCUUGUUAUUUAUGUAAAGUAUAUUAAUUAAUGAUGCUAAUAUAGCUAUAAAAUAAAGAUCCAGAAGAACUGAAUGUUUAAUUCAAGGAUAAUUUGCUUUGUCAAAAUAGAAUAUACUAGUUUUCCACCACAGAAAUAAUAUUUAUUCAUAAACACUUAUUGUUAAGUCUAAAUAGAUAAAUACUUUAAUCUUUUGUUCAGUUGCUGAUUAAAUAUUUUAUUAAAAACAAAAUACAGCUGGUAUAAAUAAAUUUCUUAGAGGAAAUACAUGAUAAAAUAAUGGUUGUUACUGUCUUGAAGAACAAUGAUUGCAGCACAUUAAUUUACAGUACAGACAUUUUGAGACUUCUUUUAAAGCUGCAGCCAUUUAAAUAAUAUAUAUAUACAUACACACACACACUCACACAUUGAAUAUUUAAAUAAAGGACUGAAGUCAUUUUAUUUUUGAGUAGCUAGUGAUAUUUAAGCAACUGGUUUUUACAGGUAUUAUUUGGUUGCUGUUUACUUCACAUCUUUGCCAAGUUUUUUUUAAGAUUAGGAAACAUUUAGAAAGUUUAGAUUAGUCAGUAUAUAUAUUUGUUUUUAAAGAAUUGUUUUGGUGAAUGGUAAAUAAAUGUUUAAUUUUUAAUACCUUGGAUUUAAAUGAGGCAGUUGGAAGGAUAGUAAUGAUAUUUUAUUAAUUUUUUGUUAAAUGUUAAUUUGUUUCUUCCGUAAGCUCAGAUACAUUGCUCAAUUUUUCAUUUGAACCAUUUUUUCUUUCAAGAUUUUAGCAGAAAAGUUUGAUAAAUUCUUUAAAAUUCUAUAAAUUGUAAAUGUGAUCUGAUACACAUAAUUAAAUAAUGUAACUUUAAUCUGCCUUGAAAUAUAAAAAAAAUUAUUACACAUUUGACGUUUUUUUCUCUUGAUAUAUUUUGGUGUUAUGUAUGUGUUUUGUAAUUAGUAUUAUAGGAAGUGGUCAUUGCUUCAGGGUUUUUUGAAAUAAUAAACAGCACUUUAUACUUCAA
Limulus polyphemus (Atlantic horseshoe crab) is the source of this 3916-nucleotide messenger RNA. It is a transcript of the gene Bcat, whose product is annotated as branched-chain-amino-acid aminotransferase, cytosolic-like. The record is from RefSeq and is a predicted model, not a curated record. Gene Ontology annotation, molecular function: branched-chain-amino-acid:2-oxoglutarate transaminase activity. Gene Ontology annotation, biological process: L-valine biosynthetic process; L-leucine biosynthetic process. Lineage: Eukaryota; Metazoa; Arthropoda; Merostomata; Xiphosura; Limulidae. Gene Ontology annotation, cellular component: mitochondrion. The coding region runs from base 108 to 1349 and encodes 413 amino acids. The transcript has 11 exons.